UAUAAAAAUAAAAAAUAAUAAUAAAUCAAGUAUUCUUUACAAUAAUUUAAAAUUUGAACUUAAUAUUAUAUUUAAUAUUUUUUAUUUACUAAUUAUAAUUGAUUUUAAUUAUAACAUUUGGGGAAAAGGCCAAACUUAGUCCGACCCGAAUAAAAAUCCAAUAGGGGCGGGUAGACCCGCAUGUCUGACGCAGCUUGCGGAAUCGAGAUCUAUCUCCCGUUUGGCCCGAGUCGACGAACCCGAGUCAACCCAAUCAAUAUCUCGCUCGGCUCAACUAUAAACGCCCGAUUUGCUGCGACUCCUUGGAGAGGGAGAGGGAGAGGAUGCCGUUGCAGAAAUAUUACUGCGACUACUGCGACAAGCAAUUCCAGGACACGCCGGCGGCCAGGAAGCGCCACCUCCAGGGCAUCCAGCACCAGAGAGCCAAAGCUCUCUGGUUCACUUCCUUUCCAGAUGCGAGUAAUCAGAUACAUCCAGAUUCCUUCGGAAAAGGCAUCUGCAAUCGCUUCGUCAGAACGGGAUCAUGCCAGUUUGGGGAUUCUUGUAAAUAUUUUCAUCCGAAGCAAAACUUGCAAAGCAUAAAUCCUCAAGGUGUGCCUGAGAAUCAACUAGCUGGAGGAGGACCUUUACAAGGUGGUACAGUUGGAGAUAGCAUGGGAAUUUCACUGGGUAAUCUCCCUCCCUCGCUAAAGCCACCUCCAGAGGGUGGAUAUCCACCUCUUCCAUUUAUUGAUUGGGGAUAGGAGCUUUGCUAGAUCGUUGAAGUUUAUUUCUGCGGAAAAAACCGUGAUAGCGCCUGAAGAUUGCAGCUUCAAGGCUACAAAUAUAACUACUUGGAGAGAAUUUCUCAAGCAAUAGGUGCUUCUGUUCGUCGAAGGUCUACAGUACCUUUUAUCAUCUUUGGCAAUCUAGAAUUCAUAUAACCAACCCCGUAUUGUGGGGGGCUAAGGCUUGAUAAAUUGCUGUUGCCUUCUCAUUAUGCUUUUGAUGUUUCUCUGGAAGCCAGGUCUCAAGACUGGUAGAAAUGAAAAAUUUAGGACAGAAGUUGAUCUAGGUUUGAUAUUUUAUUUUCUUGAUGAGUCUUUAGGUUUACUGAAUGCUUAAACAAGCCCUCCGUUUAACACUCUUGCCAGUUUCUACCGCUUCACCAUAUCCAAGUUAUUGUUUGCUUCCUUCACUUGACCAACCAUGUGCUCUUAAGUUCCCAGAAAUAGAAUUUGAACCGUAAUGUUAUUUAAGCACUUAAAUUUGACAUUUAUAUUAACACUCUGUAUUGAUAUUUUAUA
Diospyros lotus (date-plum) is the source of this 1286-nucleotide messenger RNA. RefSeq names its product zinc finger CCCH domain-containing protein 3. Bases 324 to 743 code for a protein of 139 amino acids. Gene Ontology annotation, cellular component: U12-type spliceosomal complex. Gene Ontology annotation, molecular function: zinc ion binding; nucleic acid binding. The transcript is spliced from 6 exons. The record is from RefSeq and is a predicted model, not a curated record. NCBI's taxonomy places the organism in Eukaryota, Viridiplantae, Streptophyta, Magnoliopsida, Ericales, Ebenaceae.